AUGAAACCGAGCACCAACCAUCCAAUCCACCCCAUCGACGACGCAAUGGCCAGGCUCGAGCUGCCCACGACGCUCCCCGGCGGAUGGACGAUCGGCCAGGAGAUCGGCCGCGGCUCAUUCGCCGUCGUCUACCGGGCACACAACCAGAACACCCACCAGGAGGCCGCAGUCAAGGCGGUCGUCAAGUCCAAGCUGACCACCAAGCUCUUCCAGAACCUGCACGACGAGAUCGCCAUCCUCAAGAAGAUCAGACACCCCAACGUCGUCGGCCUCGAAGACUGCCGCGCAGACACGCACCACAUCUUCCUCAUCAUGCAGUUCUCCUCCCUCGGCGACCUCUCCCUCUACAUCAAGAACCCCGCAAAAACCAGCUCCCCCUUCCCACACCCCCCCGACGGCGGCCUCAACGAAUGGAUCAUCCGCAGCUUCCUCGGCCAGCUGGCCGACGCCCUCCGCUUCCUGCGCUCCCACUCCAUCAUCCAUCGCGACAUCAAGCCCCAGAACCUGCUCCUCCAUCCCUCCGAAGACCCCCCCGACCCGCCAUCCACUGCGAUGCGCUACGUGCCCCAGGGGAUCCCCAUCCUGCGCGUCGCCGACUUCGGCUUCGCCCGCGUCCUUGCCCCGAACGCCGGCCUGGCCGAGACCCUCUGCGGCUCCCCAUUAUACAUGGCCCCCGAGAUCCUCCGCUACGAGAAAUACGACGCCAAGGCCGAUCUCUGGUCCGUCGGCGCCGUCCUGUUCGAGACCGCCACCGGCAAGCCGCCCUUCCGCGCCCAGAACCACGUCGAGCUGCUGCGCAAGAUCGAGAAGAGCGAGGACCGGAUUGCGUUCCCCCCGGACAAACCCGUGCCCGCCGAUCUGCGCAGACUGAUCCUCGGCCUGCUGCGCCGGAACCCGGCCGAACGGGCGAGCUUCGAGCACUUCUUCGUCCUGGCCGACCAAGUCUCCAGCCAAGGCCCGCUCCUCCCUCCCACCACCACCACCACCACCACCUCUUCUUCUUCUUCUCCUUCCCCGCAGCCGCUCCAGCCAUCCACCACCGCCUCCUUGCCCCUCCAGCCCCAGCUCACCCCGCUCCACAGCACCGCACUCCACCACCAGCAACCGCGGCCCCCCUCCACAUCCACCCUGCCAAGCCCAGCCACCACCACCAAGGGGAAACAGCCAACAACAGCCCCCGUCUUCGACGGCGAGCCCGGCGCAUUCAUCGUCCCCAUCCCCCAGCCCCACCCGGAAUCGCUGCCCAGCUCGUCCCACCACCCCGGAUUCCUGGCCCCGUCUCCUAGCCUCCUCCCCACCCCUCAUCACCACCACCACCAACAGCAGCAGCAGCAGCAGCAGCCACAACAGUCCACCAGUCGUGACAAGACAUCCUGGCAGCCGAGCUUCCCCGCCAAAUACCUCGUCCCCUCCUCCUCCAACCCCGCUCCAAGCGUCAAAGCCAAGGACUACGCCCGCGCACCGCUCCCCUUCAGGACCUCCUCCGAGCAGCAGCAGCAGGAGGACGAUGAGGACCGCGAACUGGGCACCGAGUACGUCGUCGUCGAGAAAGGCGCCGUGGAGAUCAACGCCUUGGUCGAUGGCUUGUCGGCCCCCACCCAGAAGCCGUUGAGUCUGGGUCGCCGGAUGUCCCGCGGCUUCAUGGCCGCCACCAAGCCUACUCUGGCCGGCCUGAGCUCGUCGCCGCGGCGCGUCCAAACCGAGUCCGCCUCCCCACCCACGCCCUCCUCCUUCCCGCCUCGCCCUCACCCCCAGUCGUCUGUCCCCAGCGGCUCCCGACCCAUGAACAUCGCCCCACACCAUGGCCAGCAACUUCAGCACCAGCCUUCUUCUCUCUCCUCAGCCUUCAACUACGCCUCCUCGCCCCGGAGCUUCGACAGCUCCGGCGCCGGAGCCCCCGGAAGCCUUCCUGCGCCCGGCGGCAAGUUCUUUCCCCCCUCCGCGCCAGCCUCGUCGUCGCCCGGCCGCCCUCCGUCUGCCCGGGUGCCGUUCAUGUUCCCCUCCAGCGCGCUCAGUCGGGCCCUGCUCGACCCGUGCUGCCCACUGUCCCCGUCGACGGGGGGAGCGGGGGCCCUGGACGCGGUCGAGAGUCGGCUGCUCGCCGAGCUCGAAGAGGCCGCCGCCAAGGCGCUCGUCAUCCUGCGCUUCGCCGACGCCAAGCUGGCCGCGGUCCUGCCCCCGCCGCCCUCGGCCUCGGAGACCGCGCCUGUGGCGGGGCCGUCGUCGUCGGGGCCGAGCGCGGGCCUGGUCGGCGCAUUUAUCACCGCCCACGUCUCCGCCUCCGACCCGCUGCCCGCCGUCUCCGCCUCCUCGUCCGCCUCCUCCAUCCUCUCCGAGCUCCAUCUCCUCCACCACCCCGCCGCCUCCCCCGCCGACCCGGAGUGCUCGGCCCGCCGGCUCAAGCAGGCCAAGGCCGGCCACGCCGCCGAGGCCCUCGUCCUCUUCAUCCGCGCCCUCGCCGUCCUCGACCACGCCAUCAGACACGCCGUGGCCGUCGCCGACUGGAAGAAAGGCGCCGGGCCGGGCGGGGGCGUGGUGAGUCCCGAGACGGGCUGCGCGAUCGAGUGGCUGCGGCGCAAGUUCAACGAAGUGUUCGACAAGACAGAGCUCGUGAAGUCCUCGGUAGACGCCAAACGUCUGCUGUAUCCGGCGAACCGCGAGGGCCGACGGGCGCUGGUGAGCGCGACGCAGCUGAUGUACGAGCGGGCGCUGGAGGCCUCGCGGGCGGCAGCGGUGCUCGAGCUGCUGGCGGACUCGCCUGCGACGCUCGACGCCUGCUGGCUCGAGUACCAGUGCUCGAUGUGGCUCCUCCAUGCCGCCCUCGACCCCGUCGAUGACGUCCACUUCCCCCACGACGAGCUCGCCCAUGCCGGCUUCGUCGCCAGCAACGCCCCCACCGUCCUCGCCUCUAUCGCCGCUAGACUCGCCGCUAUCGCCCCCAAACGCGCCGCCCCUUGA
Messenger RNA from Puccinia triticina, 2958 nucleotides. RefSeq lists its product as uncharacterized. Gene Ontology annotation, biological process: peptidyl-serine phosphorylation; protein autophosphorylation; autophagosome organization. Gene Ontology annotation, cellular component: autophagosome; cytoplasm. Gene Ontology annotation, molecular function: ATP binding; protein serine/threonine kinase activity. The coding region runs from base 1 to 2958 and encodes 985 amino acids. NCBI's taxonomy places the organism in Eukaryota, Fungi, Basidiomycota, Pucciniomycetes, Pucciniales, Pucciniaceae. The record is from RefSeq and is a predicted model, not a curated record. The transcript is spliced from 5 exons.